GAAAGUGCCGGCCGGCUCGUGCGUAUCACGUUCUAUAUAGAGUGUCAGGCUUGUCCAGAAGAAUAUCGAAAGUUUCACUUUCGAAACAGGUCAACGAAGGUGCUACCGGUUACGGCAUUCAGGGCAGAGGUUGUUGCUGUUGAAUCGUGAAGGAUGUUGCUGACAGUGAUGCUGGUCGGGUUGGUAGCGUGGGCGGGGCGCACCCUGGCGGCACCGCCCGAUUUUAUACCCGGCGUGCUUUCGCUCGCAUCUGCCGCUACUGGUCCCGCGGAUUACUCACCGCUUAAAAUCAUCGCCGGCGCACCUUGCUACCCAAACCCUUGCAGGAAUAGUGGGGUUUGCGUAGUCUUCACAGAAUACAACGAGGCGAGAGGACGCUGUGAAUGCCAACAUGGCUACUCAGGCUUAUAUUGCGAAAUUGGAGGAUCCUACGGCUCUGGAGGAGGGGAAUACUAUUCACCCCAUGACAAAACUUAUACCGACCAUGGCAGUAGUGAUGGCUACUACGCACCAGGCGGACAUGUCGAUAAAUCCGACGGUUACUACGCACCAGGCGGACAUACUGAUAAAUCCGACGGCUACUAUGCACCAGGCGGACAUGUCGAUAAAUCCGACGGUUACUACGCACCAGGCGGACAUACCGAUAAAUCUGACGGCUACUACGCACCAGGCGAACAUGCCGAUAAAUCUGACGGUUACUACGCACCAGGCGAACAUGCCGAUAAAUCUGACGGCUACUACGCACCAGGCGGACAUGCCGAUAAAUCUGACGGCUACUACGCACCAGGCGUAUAUAGCCAAACGAACACUGGUUACUACAAGCCAACGGACGCUCACACAAAUAGCGGACACUACUACGCCCCGAGCCAUACCGGUACAUAUUCAUCAAGCCAACCCUCGCCAUACUACUCCACGGCAGGCACACAUAACACGCACAACCGUCCCGGUGCGCACGUUGCUAAUAUAGGCCUGACUUACGGAACAGUCGGGAGCAACAACUAUCCAGGCAACACGCAAGUGGCUAUCUACGGCGGAUACCGUGGACACAAUCUCAGCCCGGCAACCUACCCGCAAACGUACCCCGUGGAAGAGCACGGCGCACACCACGAAGGCGGUGGUUACGGCUCUGAUGACGACCUCUGUUAUCCGAAUCCGUGCGAAAAUGGCGGACGCUGUCACGCUGCUAUCAAACAUGACGUAGCCGUGAGAAAAUGCCUAUGUCCUUACGGCUACUACGGUCUCCACUGUGAGCAAAGUCACUCGAGCAGCGCCCGCCACGGACCAAACUACGAGGAAGCCUGCUUGCCCAACCCGUGCUACAAUGGUGGAAUAUGUGAGGCAUUCGUUAGCUGGGGUCGACCACUGAGAAAGUGCAUCUGUCCGCCGGGCUACCAGGGAGCUCACUGCCAACAGAAAGCACAUUAUAAUAACUACGAUGAGUGCGCUCACGAUCCUUGCGGCCAGCACGGCACGUGUUCAUCUGGCGGCAACCACGCCUACAGCGUUAUAAACCCGUCCGGCUACACAUGCGUCUGCCACGAUAGCUGGAGCGGCAUCCGCUGCGAAAUUCAUGACCCUUGUUACGACGAUCCCUGUUACAACGGAGGCGGAUGCUACAAGCAGCCGGACGACUAUCACGGGGACACGGAGUACUACUGUAAAUGCGCGGCUGGGUGGGAAGGACACCACUGUGAUACGCACAAUCCGUGUUAUGACGAUCCAUGCCACAACGGAGGAGCAUGUUACGGACACGAUGACGAUCACCAUGGCGACCACGAUUACUACUGCACGUGUGCUGAUGGAUGGGAAGGUUACCAAUGCGAUGACCACAAUCCAUGUUACGACGAUCCAUGCCACAAUGGAGGCGGCUGCCACAAAUAUGGCCACGAUCACCAUGGCGACCACGAUUACUACUGCACGUGUCCUGAUGGAUGGGAAGGUUACCAAUGCGACGACCACAAUCCGUGCUAUGACGAUCCAUGCCACAAUGGAGGCAUCUGUAACAGAAAUGCCCACGAUCACCAUGACGACGAGGAAUAUUACUGCACGUGUCCUGAUGGUUGGGAAGGUUACCACUGCGACGACCACAAUCCGUGCUAUGACGAUCCAUGCCACAAUGGAGGCAUCUGUCACAGAAAUGCCCACGAUCACCAUGACGACGAGGAAUAUUACUGCACGUGUCCUGAUGGUUGGGAAGGUUACCACUGCGACGACCACAAUCCGUGCUAUGACGAUCCAUGCCACAAUGGAGGCAUCUGUCACAGAAAUGCCCACGAUCACCAUGACGACGAGGAAUACUACUGCACAUGUCCUGAUGGUUGGGAAGGUUACCACUGCGACGACCACAAUCCGUGCUAUGACGAUCCAUGCCACAAUGGUGGCGCGUGUCACAGACUCGACCACGAUCACGAUGACGACCACGAAUACUACUGCACGUGUCCUGAUGGAUGGGAAGGUUACCAAUGCGACGACCACAAUCCGUGCUAUGAUGACCCAUGCCACAACGGAGGAGCGUGUCACAGACACGACCACGAUCACCAUGGUGACCACGAAUACUACUGCACGUGUUCUGAUGGAUGGGAAGGUUACCAAUGCGACGACCACAAUCCUUGUUACGACGAUCCCUGUUACAACGGAGGCGGAUGCUACAAGCAGCCGGACGACUAUCACGGGGACACGGAGUACUACUGUAAAUGCGCGGCUGGGUGGGAAGGACACCACUGUGAUACGCACAAUCCGUGUUAUGACGACCCGUGCCACAAUAAAGGCGUCUGUCACAAAUACGGCAACGAUCACCAUGGUGACCACGAGUACUACUGCACGUGUCCUAAGGGCUGGGAAGGUUACCACUGCGACGACUACAAUCCGUGCCACGGCGAUCCCUGUCACAACGAUGCCGUGUGUGAACCGUACGACGAUGGCUACAAGGGUGAAAUCGACUACUGGUGCAGCUGUCCGGAGGGCUGGGGCGGACACCACUGCAGCGAGCGUAUUUACGUACCUCGCACCUACGGACACGGACGAGGAAUAGAUCCGUGCUACAGCCACCCUUGCUACAACGGCGGUACGUGCGUCGGAGAUCCAUACGUACCGAACGGCUACUACUGCGACUGCGCCUGGGGUUACAAGGGUGACCACUGCAAUCGCUCCGAUUCGAGGCACACGUGCAGUAAGAGGUGCAUGAAUGGUGGCAGAUGUGUCCGCCUACGCCGCAAGAAGAACGUGUGCGACUGCCCGCACGGAUACGUGGGUGCCGUGUGUCAAUACCACGUUCCGAUAUUGGCCUCCAUUCUGCGCUCCUGGUAAAGCUGUACAGUUCCUAUCUACCUACCGACGACCCGACUGAGCUAGUGCUGAGCGGUUGCAUCGAAGGUGCGCGUUUCUUUCAGCGACUCCUGCCCCCACGUUGUAUAUGUCACGGGUUUGAAAUGGUGUUUAAUGUCCGCACGUUGCCGCGUGAAGUUGUUGCUGGAACGUCAGCAUUAUUCGAGCACGCAUUUCGGCAGCGAAACUGUACUGUUAUUUUAUGAAAGUUUACACUUCGUCCUAUUUCGUUGACAGUCAACAAAGCCUAGAGUUAUUCGGCGUAUAAUCAAUCAAUCAAUACUAGGAGUAAUGCGGUCACGCGAGCACGCACCCCCGGGAGGCACUCCAUAUAUAUUGCAUGGUAGGUAUGUGCCGCGGGAGAGACCCCCA
Priapulus caudatus is the source of this 3696-nucleotide messenger RNA. RefSeq names its product neurogenic locus notch homolog protein 1-like. NCBI's taxonomy places the organism in Eukaryota, Metazoa, Priapulida, Priapulimorpha, Priapulimorphida, Priapulidae. Gene Ontology annotation, biological process: heterophilic cell-cell adhesion; establishment or maintenance of epithelial cell apical/basal polarity. Bases 154 to 3306 code for a protein of 1050 amino acids. The record is from RefSeq and is a predicted model, not a curated record. Gene Ontology annotation, cellular component: protein-containing complex; plasma membrane. Gene Ontology annotation, molecular function: calcium ion binding. The transcript is spliced from 20 exons.